Molecule: messenger RNA, 4219 nt
Organism: Cryptotermes secundus
Lineage: Eukaryota; Metazoa; Arthropoda; Insecta; Blattodea; Kalotermitidae
Gene: Arr2
Product: arrestin homolog
Exons: 6
Coding region: 148-1161 (337 amino acids)
Biological process (GO): signal transduction; G protein-coupled receptor internalization
Cellular component (GO): cytoplasm
Molecular function (GO): G protein-coupled receptor binding
Source: RefSeq, a predicted model, not a curated record
CCCCCUUUCCAACUUCAGUAUUAAAAAACUUGAUCAGAGUUCAGUAAAUUUGUUCAAAUCUUAACACGCCAUCAACCUUGCAAAAAAUAUUUAAGAGCUCAUUGAAAUUACAAAAAAAAAUAUAUAUAUUUCUGUGCUCGAGCAGUCAUGUUUCCGCUACUAUUUCUAGCUUACGUGAUUGCAGUUAAGGUCUUCAAGAAAACAACUCCGAACGGUAAGAUCACGGUGUACCUCGGUAAGAGAGACUUCAUUGACCACCUGGACCAUGUCGACCCCAUUGAUGGUAUCGUGGUUGUGGACAACGACUACCUGAGCGGGAGGAGGUUGUACGGCCAAGUAACAACCACGUACCGGUAUGGCCGAGAGGAAGACGAGGUGAUGGGUGUGAAGUUCAGCAAAGAAUUGGUGUUGACACGCCAACAACUUGUACCGCCUGCAGCGAAGACAGAUCUGACACCUAUACAGCUGCAGUACGCACCCUCGAGUCGCGGUAUCCGUCUGCCCAGCUCUCUGGUCAGCAAGGGCUUCACGUUCUCGCAAGGCAAACUGAACCUCGAGGUCACCCUCGACAAAGAGACGUAUUACCACGGCGAGAGGAUUGCUGCCAACGUCAUCGUGUCCAACAAUUCCCGAAAGGCAGUGAGGAACAUGAAGGUGCAAGUGGUUCAGCACUGCGAAGUCACGAUGGUGAACGCGCAGUAUUCGCGACAAGUUGCCAGUCUGGAGACCAAGGAAGGCUGCCCCAUCAUCCCAGGCUCUUCGUUUAAAAAAGUGUUCUACUUAGUGCCCUUAGCCUCCAGCAACCGGGACAAGCAUGGCAUUGCUUUGGACGGCUAUCUCAAGGAUGACGACGUGAACCUGGCCUCCUCCACGCUUAUGCCAGAGGGCCAGUCCCCUACAGAUGCUGUCGGUAUUUUCAUCUCUUACUCCUUGCGCGUGAAGCUUAACUGUGGCACCUUGGGAGGAGAACUUGUGACGGAUGUGCCCUUCAAGUUGCUACACCCCGCACCAGGCACAGUCGAACAUGAAAAGGAGCAAGCAAUCAAAAAGAGCAGGUCGAUCGAGAGAUCGCACUACGAGAGCUCCCGCUAUGUUCCCGACGAGGAAGACAACAUUGUGUUCGAAGACUUCGCACGUUUACGCCUCAGUGAAGCUGAGUAACGGCCUGUCAGGGCAUUCAGCUUUUGAUUUCAUGAUGUCUUGAUUUAUAAGGAGAGUUUUCGCAUGUGACAUUAAUUGGUAUAUGCUGUAUUUCAUUUCCGUGGUUACUUACUGCUACGACAAUAAAACACAUAUAUUCCGGUCGGAUGAAAGUUCCCGAAUACCAUAAAUUUUUAGCACCAUUUUAAUUGUUUUAUGUUUCAUACAUAAUACAACAAUACCGUAUUUAUUAUUAUAUGGGUUCUCAAACUAUAUGGCACCGCAGCCCCUUAAAUGACACAAAUUUUACCGACCUCCCCCAGCUCUGCCAGUCAGCGAAAAGUGAAGUUCUGCAUAUUGUUAAGGAUUCCUAUCAGGCUGUACUGUGAUAGCAGGAACCUAAAUAGCUUUACAGCCUCUCUACACCUACAGUAAGCUGUAAAAUGUCCCUGUACCGUCACGAAGAGCGCAGUUCUGCGCACUGCUGCAGGUCUCUAUCUGGCUGUACGGUGACAGCAGGAACCUAAGUAGCUUUACAGCCUCUCUACACCUACAGUAAGCUAUAAAAUGUUACUGCACAGUCACGAAGAGUGCAGUUCUGCGCACUGCUGCAGGUCUCUAUCUGGCUGUACGGUGACAGCAGGAACUUAAAUAGCUUUACAGUCUCUCUACACCUACAGUAAACUAUAAAAUGUUCAUGUACAUGCUCGAAAAAUGCAGUUCUGAACAUUGUUGCAGGUCCAUAUCAGGCUGUACGGUGACAGCAGAAACCUAAGUAGCUUUACAGCCUCUGUGCACCUACAGCAAGCUGUAAAAUGUUCCUGUACAGUCACGAAAUAUUCGCGAAAUGCUUCGCGUGAAGCACCUACCUUCAUAUUACUGACUUAUUCACAUUCCAAACCUCUGUGCGGAUACAACCAUAUUUCCAAAUUUCUGAGAAAUUAAUGACCCUCCCCCCUUUAGAGUACGUAACUACCUGCAGCCUGAGAAAACUUAAGUUAUUAUAUUAAUUAUUCUAGAAAAUAUAAACGCUUUCCUUAAUUUAUAUAUCCGUCUUCAGCGUCAUGUAAUGAAUUUGCAAGUGUGCAACAAACCUCUGGUACAUCUCCGUAAAAGGAAGGGGUUAUGCCGGAGGGGGAGAGGGGCUCAGUAUCAAAGCUCAUUAAAUAUUAGUUGUUUCUUUCGUUCAUUCCAAUAUUUGGUAUACUGAAGACAUAUGAAAUUCUGGAAUGUUUCUUACAACACAUAUAACAGUGAUGUAGUAACGCGUUGUUGGUAUUGUUUUAAAGACAUUAGAUAUAUGCCACAUGGUGCAACAGUGUUUACAGCUAACGUUCAUCCCGGUGCUAAAAUGCAAUAAUUCUGUUCCUCCUUGGCCAUGAGAAUAUACUAAAAAUAUUAGCCAAGGUUAAUGCACUUGAUCCUUUUUUAGAUAAACGUGAUAUAUUAAAAAAUAAAGCAAAAAUUGGUAAACACAACAAAAAUAACAUAGAAGUAAAUCGGCAUUGAAACAAAUUACAACAAUUCUGCAAGUCACAUAUGCAGACAAAUUUAAAACAAAAAGGUGUUUGUAGAAUUUGAGGAAUGGUACCUCUCUCUACGAGUAUAUACGAGUAUGUACUUUAACUGCGACUAAAAUUAUAUACCUAUCGAUUGAUAAAUGCUAACUGGAAUGGAUCUAGAAGGAAGCGGUAGUAACAUAAUCAAGGUACUCGCCUGGAAUAUACCUGAAAGAACUGAGGAAAUCAUGAAAACAUCAAUCGGAAUAGCUGGUGCCACGGUCUGGAUUCGAACCGAGCACUUCCCGAAUACAGGUCUAAGUCAUUACCGCUACACCAGCUUUCUCGGCGAAGAACAAAACGAGCUCUGUUCACUUUGCUAAAUUCUAUUUAUUUUGUAUAAAAAGAAAAGGCCAUAGAAAUAUAUACCGACAUGAAAUUAAUUUACAUUUAAAAGCGAAAAAGAUACGGACAUAAAAAUAUUCGAUUCAAAAUUAUUUUGAUUAAUUUUUUUUUUCAAAACACAGUAGACCUACUUAACAUCUCCUCCCAUUUAUUGACUGUGCUUCUGCCACCUAAGAAUACAACGGAAAAGUUUUUUAUUGGGAUACAAAAAGUACACAAAAGAAAUGACCUCUCCCAUUCAGCCUUCACAUCAACGCAAAAUUAUUUUUUUAUUUUGAAAAAAAUAUAUAAAAAGGCCUAAGUAAUGCCCUUCCGGCCCUCUGUAGCACAGUCUUAUAAACAUCUCAUUUUAUGAUAGCGGUCGCCCUGCGAUUUUUCAAUAUAUCUCUGAUCUUCAAGAGGAUACCAUUAAUAGAUUGCACAUUUACUUCUUUUUUAAAUACAUUUAGGAAUUUUGUUUACGAAGUGGCAACCUAUAUGUCAGUGACACCUAUCGUUAUUAUGUGAAAACUACAGCAUAAUUAAAAAAUAGUAAACAUUAUGCUAGAAGCCGGAAGGUCACGUGUUCCAUUCCCGAUUAGUUCACUGGAUUUUUCAAUUUACCCAAUUCUUCCAACCAAAUUGUGGCCCCGUGUCCGACUCAGCCUUUAAUAGAAAUGAGUACCAGGGGUAAAUUGCCGCCGCUGAGGAAGGCUGACAGAUUCACCGCCAUCUGUGAGCCGAUUGUCUAGGAAUGUGAGAGACAAACCCAUGGGCCUCCACGGACUGUCCAAAGGAUAGUUUUACUUUUUAUUUUGCUUCGAAAGUUUGGGAAAUUUUGAGCAGAUGGUACAAAAAGUGUCCGGUGGGGGCCUGUUUUUCUUACGGAGUAAAUCGGCUGUGCUUGGGGGUACACCACUCCUGCAAUUCAUGCAAAAUGCGAACCAUUAAUGAAACUGUAACACUAAGAUCCUGCGAGAAGUGUACACACAAUGGAACCGGCCAUCACCGGUAAUCAGUUGGUUCUGCCAAUGUCUAUUUGUCUUCAGCUGUAAUUAGUUGUUUCAACAAGCUAAUAAUUGAUUCGUCGUAUACACUCCUGAGUUUCUUCAGUUACUCGUUUUAUUGUGUUUAAUGCAGCUCAUUACAUACUCUUUACUUUACUGUAAUUGUUUAUGUAAAAACAAUAAAACGUU